Messenger RNA from Plasmodium cynomolgi strain B, 885 nucleotides. Its product is annotated as protein phosphatase 2A regulatory subunit B'. Gene Ontology annotation, biological process: mitotic spindle organization. Lineage: Eukaryota; Apicomplexa; Aconoidasida; Haemosporida; Plasmodiidae. The transcript has 4 exons. The record is from RefSeq and is a predicted model, not a curated record. Gene Ontology annotation, cellular component: cytoplasm; protein phosphatase type 2A complex; nucleus. Gene Ontology annotation, molecular function: protein tyrosine phosphatase activator activity; peptidyl-prolyl cis-trans isomerase activity. The coding region runs from base 1 to 885 and encodes 294 amino acids.
AUGGCGGACGACUCUGGGCUGAGCUUCAAAAUCGUGGACGAGGACAGCGUGCAGAGGUUCAUCAAAAGUGCAGCAUACAACGAGUUAAUCGACUUCAUUACGCACUUAAACAGUUCCGUCGUGGCGGUAGAGAUGCAUCCCUUGGACCACUUCCACACAAGGGAAGACAUCGGACAAGGAGUAGCCACACCCACUGACCAAGUCAAUAAUAUCCUACUCAUUUCACGCAACGUACAAAGUGUGUUUACUCUCGUAAAGAGCAUGAACAAGUACAUAGAUUUAUGUCCCCCCAUAAAACAACCGACUCGAUUUGGUAACAAAGGUUUCCAGCACUUCUGUGAUGAGUAUUACAAAGAGGUUGACGAAAAAUUACCAGAAAUUUUAAUCGAGUCUGGAAUACAAAACUUACUGGAGCAUACCUUCCAAUUAGGUCACUAUUUAAAAAAUUCAUUAGGGAAUAGAAACCGAAUUGAUUAUGGUACAGGACACGAGUUGAAUUUUUUGCUUUUUCUCUUUUGCCUUAACAAGCUACAGUUUUUUGGCCCUUCCGACCAUAAGCACCUCGUCCUCGUUCUCUACCGGCAAUACCUCGAAUGCGUCAGGAGGAUCCAAAUCACCUACACCGUGGAGCCUGCUGGGAGCAGAGGUGCCUGGGGACUGGACGACUUCCAGUUUUUAGUUUUUCUGUUCGGCGCUGCCCAGCUAUCCUACAACACACAGAUAAAGACAGACGAUAUCGAAAAGAAGGAACUGCUGGAGUUGUGGGCGCCCAAGUACCUUUAUUUUGACGCGCUGAAAUACAUUUCGAUGCUGAAGCACGCCCCCUUUCACGAAUCCUCCCAAAUGUUGUACGACAUUUCCGGUGUGGAGACAUGGUAUGGCUAG